Messenger RNA from Linum tenue, 1127 nucleotides. The record is from the annotation of a GenBank genome assembly. Lineage: Eukaryota; Viridiplantae; Streptophyta; Magnoliopsida; Malpighiales; Linaceae.
GCGUCGCGGUCUCGUUGGCAGACGGCGGCGACGAAGGACAGAGCGAGAAAUAAGGAAGUUGGAAGAGCUACGCAAAAUCGCUCCCACUCAUCUGAAGGACCUGGACAAUCUCCGGGACGAAAUUGAGAAGAUCUAAGGCAAAUUCGCCUGCGUGGAUUUACCAGAAAUGGCGGAAGGAGAGUGGAGGAACCUAGGGAAGAAUAAGUACAGUAUAAUCGUCCCAACUUACAACGAGAGACUCAACAUCGCCCUCAUCGUUUACCUCAUUUUCAAGCAUCUCAGGGGUGUCGAUUUUGAAAUCAUUGUUGUGGAUGAUGGUAGUCCAGAUGGAACUCAAGAUAUCGUUAAGCAGUUGCAGCAAGUGUACGGCGAAGACCGUGUUUUGCUAAGAGCUAGACCCAGAAAGCUUGGUCUUGGUACGGCUUACAUUCAUGGUCUGAAGCAUGCCUCGGGCAAUUUCGUAGUAAUCAUGGAUGCUGAUCUAUCUCACCAUCCAAAGUACCUGCCGAGCUUUAUCAAGAAGCAGUUGGAGACGGGUGCAAGUAUCGUUACUGGGACGAGAUAUGUUAAAGGAGGCGGGGUCCAUGGUUGGAAUCUUAUGAGGAAGCUUACCAGUAGAGGAGCCAAUGUUCUUGCGCAGACAUUCUUAUGGCCCGGUGUUUCUGACUUGACAGGAUCUUUCCGGCUUUAUAAGAAGUCAGCUCUUGAAGAUAUCAUAACUUCAGUCGUCAGCAAGGGAUACGUAUUUCAGAUGGAGAUGAUCGUUCGUGCUUCCAGAAAAGGAUACCGUAUUGAGGAGGUUCCGAUUACAUUCGUUGAUCGAGUAUUUGGAACCUCAAAGCUUGGAGGAUCAGAAAUUGUGGAAUACCUUAAAGGCCUAGUUUAUCUGCUAGUUACAACAUGAAGAGUGUACUUUUAUCAAACAGUGACAUUUUUCACUCAGUUUAUCUGAUCUAAGACCCUAACAUACUGGAAGGUGACAUUUUCACUCAGAUCACAUACUUUCUCUUUGUUCGAUUCCUGAAAACUCUCUCCUGAAUGAUAAUUUGAAUUGAUUUAUAGGUCUUGACGGCGUAAAAUGUGAUUUGUAUUGUCGAAAAGUUUAUCCAACUCGAUUUAACACCUGU